AGCAUCACAGAGAAAGCGCUCUCUAGCUUCGGAUACGGUGUACGACUCGGACGAAUUCACAUCCCAACAUCAACCAGAGCAGGGGUCAGCGGACCAACGCAUACAACCUGGGAAAUUGGGGGAUUACAUUUAUUUUUUAAUGGAUUCCUCUGGACAUUUCCUUCGUCGAAAGAAGACCUCAUCAAAUUGACUUCAUAGACACAGAAUCAUUACGCUGGUCACCCAAGAAGAGCCUAGAGGACUGGGAUGAAGACUCCGGAGGAGCCGCCCUACCUGACAGUGGGCACUGAUGUCAGCGCCAAGUACAGAGGUGCUUUCUGUGAGGCCAAGAUUAAGACUGCCAAGAGACUGGUCAAGGCCAAGGUGACCUUUAAACCAGACCUGACAACAGUGGAGGUCCAUGAUGACAGCAUCCAAGGCCCUCUGAAGGUUGGUGCUGUAGUAGAGGUGAAGAACCCUGAUGGAGUGUACCAGGAAGCCUCCAUCAACAAGCUGACAGACUGCAGUAUAUACACUGUUGUGUUUGAUGAUGGUGAUGAGAAGACACUGAGGCGUUCCUCUCUCUGCCUGAAAGGAGCACGUCACUUUGCAGAGAGCGAGACACUAGAUCGCCUCCCUCUCACCAACCCUGAGCACUUCGGCACUCCUGUCACCGGCAAGAAGGGGAACCGGGGACGCAGGUCCAAUCCAGUUCAGGAGGAGGAGCCAUCUUCGUCGUCCAGUGAAGAGGAGGAGAGUGACUGGAGACAGAAUGAAGAGCUGUUUGGGAAGGUGGUGUGUGUUGAGGGGGGUUCUGCCUCUACUGGAGACUGGAAGAAUAAGACCACAGCGUGGUACCCUGCCCUGGUCAUCACCCCAGACUGCCAUGAAGAGGCCAUCAUAAAGAAAGACAGCAUCUUCAUCCGCUCCUUCAAGGAUGGAAAAUUUAACACAGUGCUGAGGAAGGACGUGAGGGUGAUGGACACAGACUCCCCUCCUAAUGCUGACGCAGGGCUCAAACCAGCGCUGGAUGAGGCUCUGGAGUUUGUGCAUCAGGCGGCAGUGCCCAGCUCCUGGAGGACAGAGGUGAAGGACGAGAGUUCCAGCAGUGAGGAAGAUGCUGAUGAUGAUGAUGAUGAUGAGGAAGAACAGGAGGAAGACGCCAGCGAUGAAGAGGAGGAGGAAGUGGAGCCCUUCCCUGAGGAGAGAGAGAACUUCUUGCAGCAGCUAUACAAGUUCAUGGAGGACAGAGGAACCCCCAUCAACAAGAAACCAGUGCUGGGCUACAGGAACCUGGACCUCUUCAAGCUCUACAGACUGGUGCAGAAACUUGGAGGUUUCCAUGAUAUUGAGAGUGGAUCCGUAUGGAAGACUGUCUACCAGGCUCUGGGAAUCCCUGUGCUUAACUCUGCCGCCGGCUACAACGUCAAAUGUGCUUACCGCAAGUACCUGUAUGGGUUUGAGGAAUACUGCACCUCCUGCGUCAUCACUUUCCGUAUGGACCUACCCCUGAAGCAGCCCAAGGCGGAGGGGGAGAGUGGGGAGGCAUGGUCAGGGGGAGCCACUUCCAUCCCCCCUGUAGCCUCCUCCAGCUGUGGAGAGGAACAGAAGCAGAAUGUAUCUGAGAAGUCCUCAGCGAGCUCAGAGACCAGCAGCGCUCAGCCUGACAUCUACAAGGAGGAGAAGACUGAGCUGACCAAGGACAAACCUGAGGCAGAACCUUUGAAGCCUGUGCAGCGGAUGGCUGAAAGGGAAGGUGAUGAUGACAAUGAGGAAGAAGAUGAUUAUCACAAGCAUGAGUCUGAUGAUGAAGACUGGCCUUCAUUUGCUUGCCUCAGAGUGAAGCUGGAACCUUACGAUGAGGAGCAGGAGGAAGGGAAGGAGGAGGACAUCUCUGGCUCUGGGGAUGAGAGCUGCAGUCGGGAGGGCGAUGGUGGUGAUGAGGAUCUGGGGGAGGAAGGGGAGGAAUUUGAGUGUUACCCCCCGGGGAUGAAGGUGCAGGUGAGGUAUGGGCGUGGUCGCAGCCUGAAGACGUACCAGGCCACUGUGAAAGAUGCUGACGUGGAGGGGGGAGAGGUGCUCUACCUGGUUCACUACUGUGGCUGGAACGUCAGAUAUGACGAAUGGGUCAAAGCCGACAAGAUUGUCCGUCCGGCCAAUAAGAAUGUUCAGAAGAUCAAGCAUCGCAAGAAAAUAAAGAACAAAGCGGAGAGAGAGCGCAACCGCCUCGAACGACUGAACCAAGACCUGGGGAGUCCGUCCCCCAACAACCUACGUGUCCCCCGCCCCUCCUCCAAACUCCUCGGCCCUGGCUAUGGCUCAUGUCCCGGCUUGGCCCACGAGCUCCAUGUCUUCUCCAAGAUGGAGGACGCCUCAGAUAGUUCAACAGAUGACAUUGAUCACCAGGAUGAGGAGGGUGAUUGUGAAGAUGAAGAUGACCGUCCAGGGGGGCGCUGCGGUCUCAGAAAGGGGGGUACCCCAGAACAUGUCAGAAAGGGGGGUACCCCAGAACAUCUCAGAAAGGGGGGUACCCCAGAACAUCUUAGAAAGGGGGGUACCUCAGAACAUCUCAGAAAGGGGGGUACCCCAGAACAUCUCAGAAAGGGUGGUACCCCAGAACAUCUCAGAAAGGGGGGUACCCCAGAACAUCUCAGAAAGGGGGGUACCCCAGAACAUCUUAGAAAGGGGGGUCCGCCCGAACCACCUCACGCAUUAGACCACUGGGAGGGGGCCACCUUUACCAAUGUCCCCAAAACCCCAUUGAUCGCAGGAAAUGGCCAAGAACCAAUCAACAAAGAUGUCCCGGAGGCGGUGAAAUGGCAAAGCCAACCAGUGUUUGAGGGUGAGAGGGAGGGGCCGGGUAGCUCUGCCUCGAGGAAGAGGAAGUCAGAGGGAGCAACCCGGGAGCGGUCGGAACGCACCCCUAAAGGACCCCUGUCCAAAACCAAGCUCCCCACCCGGAGCAUCAGGAAUGCUGACUGGCUGUCGAGAGACCCCAGGAAGGCCAGGGAGAGAGGAGGAGGAGGGGAGGAGAGAGGAGGAAGAAGGCCAGGGGAGGAGAGAGGAGGAGGAAGAGGGCCAGGGGAGGAGGGAAGACGGCCAGGGGAGGAGAGAGGAGGAGGAGGGCCAGGGGAGGAGAGAGGAGGAGGAGGGCCAGGGGAGGAGAGAGGCGGACCAGCAGGAGGAGGCUCUUCUAGUAGCAGCUCUGACGAUGAGGGAGGAGCACCACCUCCCACUGAUCCCAACCAAUCAGAGACCGACCGAGAGAGAGAGCAACCCAGUUCCUGUCCAAAAUCCAAACCUUACCCCUCCAAGAAGUACAACGGCAUGAAGGACAAGACCGACAAAAGAGGCGGGAGUGGCAGUGGCGCCCGCCCUGCGGGAUUCUGGGAUAUUCCUGAGAAGAGGGCCAAGAUGGCUGCUACAGCGGAUGAUAGAGAGAGGCAGGUGGGUGGGGGGCGCACCAAGGGCCAGAAGGAUGUGUGGUCCAGUAUUCAGGCCCAGUGGCCCAAGAAGACCCUGAAGGAGCUGUUCUCUGACUCCGACACAGAGGCUGCUAACUCCCCUCCUCCCCCUGGAACGGCCCAGUCCUUCUCAUCAGGCCUGGAGGAGAGGGAGAGCAAGGGGGAGCGGAACGGGGAUGGAGAGGAGGCAGGAGGAGGCCCGGAGAGGGAGGACCCUGGGACCUCAGAGGAGAACCAGGAGAAGGAGAGGAGGAGUGAGCAGGAGGAGUUCCCCCCCAGCGGCUCUAACUCAGUACUCAACACCCCUCCUACAACCCCAGAGUCCCCCUCCAUGGAGGGUAUUAGUAGUGGAGCCAUUGCGCAAAGCUCUGGGACUGGUUCAAACUGGACUCAGCCCUCCUCUCCUCCCCUCUCCACAGGGACCCCUGCACUGUGUAAAACCCCCUCCUCUGACCCCCUGACUCCAGGAUACCCCAACCCCCUGACUCUGGGGUUGACUCCAGGACACCCCAACCCCCUGACCCCAGGACACCCCAACCCCCUGACCCCAGGACACCCCAACCCCCUGACCCCAGGACACCCCAACCCCCUGACCCCAGGACACCCCAACCCCCUGACCCCAGGACACCCCAACCCCCUGACUCCAGGACACCCCAACCCCCUGACUCUGGGGUUGACUCCAGGACACCCCAACCCCCUAACUCCAGGACACCCCAACCCCCUGACCCCAGGACACCCCAACCCCCUGACCCCAGGACACCCCAACCCCCUGACCCCAGGACACCCCAACCCCCUAACUCCAGGCCACCCCAACCCCCUGACCCCAGGACACCCCAACCCCCUGACUCCAGGACACCCCAACUCCCUGACUCUGGGGUUGACCCCAGGACACCCCAACCUUCUGACCCCAGGACACCCCAACCUUCUGACCCCAGGACACCCCAACCCCCUGACCCCAGGACACCCCAACCCCCUUCCGGGUCACAGUGAGACAGAAAGCAGUACGGUGGAGGUGGAGAGUCUGGACCAGGACUUACCCCCAGUGUCUGCCAGUCACAAGCGUCAGAAGGAACAGCAGGCAGGUGGAGCAGCAAAGAAACCCAAGCCAAACAGAAAGAGCUCAAUGCCUCCCAAGAAGAACAACAGGAAAACUGCCCACAGCAGUGACAGUGAAGACCAGUUAGUGGGUGAGAGUAUGGCUAAGUCUUCAGCCUCCAAGACCCAUGGUGCAGCAGACAUGAAGGGGUCCAUCUCCCCCAAGUGUCUCAGCCAGGGACAGGUUGAGGGACACACACCUCCAUCCAGCCAGAAGUACCACAAGGAGCAGCAGCAUGGGUACCCUGACCACAGAGCGCACCAUGGCAGAACAGCAUCUGUCUACAAGUGGAGCGUCCAGAUGUCGGACCUGGAGAAGAUGUGUAGUCUGGAGAGGAUCUCCUUCCUCCAGGAGAAGCUGCAGGACAUCAGGAACCACUACCUGUCUCUCAAGUCUGAGGUGGCCUCCAUCGACAGACGACGCAAACGCAUCAAGAAGAAAGAGAGAGAGAGUACAGUGGCUGCAUCUUCCCCCUCCUCCUCGUCCCCGUCCUCCAGCUCUCUAACAGCAGCGGUGAUGUUGACACUAGCCGACACUCCUGUGUCGUCCUCUUCCUCCUCUCAGAACUCUGUGGUGUCUGUAGAGUGUAGGUGACAGGACACCCCUCACCCUCCCAACCUUCUGAGGCCCAGGACACAGCACUGAGCACCUAACCAACACCACCCUGGUCCAACACCCAGGCCCCAUCAGCAUCCACCCAAGACACACAACGUUUCCCCAGGCCCCAUAACCUCCACCUAUACCCUAUAUUCACCCUGACCCAACAGAACAGCCCCCAAACAGGCACCAUCACCCUCAUCUCCACCAAGCCCAACUGACAACCCACCCAGGCCCCUCCACACCAACACCCUUCCAACAGAACUGACAACCCACCCAGGCCCCUCCACACCAACACCCUUCCAACAGAACUGACAACCCACCCAGGCCCCUCCACACCAACACCCCUC
Messenger RNA from Oncorhynchus kisutch (coho salmon), 5486 nucleotides. Its product is annotated as AT-rich interactive domain-containing protein 4B. The transcript is spliced from 25 exons. Gene Ontology annotation, biological process: regulation of transcription by RNA polymerase II. Gene Ontology annotation, molecular function: transcription cis-regulatory region binding. The record is from RefSeq and is a predicted model, not a curated record. Lineage: Eukaryota; Metazoa; Chordata; Actinopteri; Salmoniformes; Salmonidae. The coding region runs from base 247 to 5133 and encodes 1628 amino acids. Gene Ontology annotation, cellular component: nucleus.